CUCUAUAUAAACCCUUUCAUAAAUAUCUCUCCACUCCACACAACACAACCAGCCAUGGCCUCUCUCCUCCUCCUCGUCGCCACCGUGUCUCUCCUCUCCUCCCCGGCAUUGUCUCUCACCUGCAAAACUCAAACAUUCUCCAAACACAACCUCACAUUCGCCAACUGCACCGACCUCUCCACACUCGACGCCUCUCUCCACUGGAACUACGACGCCGCGGCCAAGCCGAUGCCCACGCUCUCCAUCGCCUUCACCGCUCCGCCCGCCAAGCCCGACGGCUGGGUGGCGUGGGCCCUCAACCCGACCGCCACCGGCAUGGUCGGCGCCCAAUCGCUGCUCGCCUUCGCCGCGCCUAACGGAUCCACGCUGGUCAAAACCUACAACAUCACCUCCUACGGCCCGAUCUCCGAGUCGCCGAUCUCCUACCACGUGCUCAGCAAGAGCGCCGAGUCCUCCAAAGGCGCGAUCACGAUCUUCGCCACGCUGGCGCUGCCGGAGGGGAGAGCGGCGCUCAAUCAGGUCUGGCAGGUCGGAUCGGCGGUCGUCGACGGCGUGCCGGCCAAGCACGCAUUCGCGCCGGAUAAUUUGGCCUCCAAGAGCACUCUGCAGCUCGCGGCCGAGGUGGUGCCCGGAGGUGGUGCCCCGGCGCCUGCGCCGGGUUUCGCGGCGGCGCCUGGCGGUGGACAGAGCGGAAAUGUUAACGGAGGUGAGAGAGCGUGGGGGAGUGGAUUGGGGGUGUUUGGGAUUUGUGUGAUGUUUGGGGUUUCCAUUUUUGGAUUUUAGAUAAUUUAUCCACAUUGCUCACGAGAAUGGUUAACACAUUUUUAUUUAUUUUACUGUCUUGGGUUUUUUUUUAGCUUUUGUAAACGACAUUUUGAAAUAAAAGUUUUGUUUUGUUU
Molecule: messenger RNA, 899 nt
Organism: Salvia splendens (bonfire salvia)
Lineage: Eukaryota; Viridiplantae; Streptophyta; Magnoliopsida; Lamiales; Lamiaceae
Product: auxin-induced in root cultures protein 12
Exons: 1
Coding region: 55-783 (242 amino acids)
Source: RefSeq, a predicted model, not a curated record